CAUGGCUAUCUCAAGCACGAUCUUCUUGAUGCUUUCAAUACAGCUUUGAGGAAAACAGUUGCACAGCCAUGUGUCUCCUAUUAAUCAUACAAUGUUUCUUGCUGUCUGUAGGACCUGAGAAGUAAGCACCCUCUCCUUUAAAAAGUUUGGAGAAAAGGGGAGAACAUACACAAAAGAUAAAAGCAACCACAGAUUUAAAGGAGUCCUGCUCACCAGCCCUUGUACCACUUGACUUGUGCUUGGACUGUGAAGUCUAAUCUGCAGUAACUGACAAAAAGACAGCAUUGUGUACAUAGGACACCUAAUGGACAAUUAGCCACCGUGUUUGCAAGUUAAGAUUUAUGACAUUCAAAGCAUUAUAGUGCUCCUAUAUGAGAUCAGCUAUGAAUUGGAAUACGAAACCUCCAUCAUACUCAAAAAACCAAUCAUCUUUGUUGCAUCAGUGGCUAAGGAGCCAAAUCACCCCAGCAUCUCCAGGUUCUUUCAGCUCUCCUAGAAGUACACGGGAGUCAUGCAUGUAUUCCAGUGACUCACAUCCAGCAUUGCAGCCACUGCUAAACAUCCAGACUUACAAAACUCCUCAACUCCUUGGGGCAAAUCUGCACAGCAGGACACCUGUGGCCCCACAAACUUCAGUUGAACAAAGGACAUAUAUAAAUGUUUCAGGCCUCCAAUCCCCAAAUCUUAAUUUGCAAAUGUCUUCUGGCAUCAUGAACAAUGUAUGGUUGAACUCACCCAUGACGAAUUCUUUGCCUCACAAGGAUGUAGCUGUAGCUCCUCAAACUGACUUGGGGACCAGUGUGCCUAAUGUCCACACCCUACAGGGUCACCUUGUCCCAACAGAAAGCUAUCCUGCGCAACUACAAAUAGCUCCUUCAAGUUCUGUAAGAACUUCUGUGUCUGUUCAAGGGAAUGAGAGACUGAACCCCUCGCUAUUAGAUGCACAGCAGUAUAUGUCUCCUGAGCUGGCAUACCCAGAUAACAGGCUACUUCCGAAGCAGUACUCCUAUUCAAGACCACAGGGCCUCCCGCAAGAGUCUGGUAUUCAGAAACCAACCCUUAUGCCAUCUACAUCAUUGCAAGUUCAAAAUGGCCUCCCUCCAGCUCCUCCACAGACUAUACAGCCACUGCAGACUAUGACUAUAGCAACCUAUCAGUGUGCUGCAGAGAAAAGACCCCAGCUCCCACCCCCUCCCUACAGUUGUCAGUACAGAAGCCAGCCUCUUCCUAAUGCUCAACCUGUCAUUAAACAGUUGUCCCCAGUGGAUGUCCCCCCAAAUCCAGAGGUGGGCUCCUAUGAAAUGGGGAAAGACUUGUGUAAAGGCCUUCCUCUGCAGUGGCAAAGCACUAAUGAAAAUAAGCAGAGGAAAUUAUAUAACUGGCAAGUCAAGCAGCCUUUACCUGAGCCAGUUGAAUCUGCCAUUAAUAUGCAGACACUCGCUGCAAGUAAUCAAGGGCAAGUCAAUUCGUAUAUCUCAACUUCAGGUCAAAUACUGGACUCCAGUGAUAUCACAAAAGAAAAACUCGUGCGGGAUAUCAAAUCACUCAUAGAAAUAAAAAAGAAGUUUUCAGAAAUUGCAAGGAAGAUUAAAAUUAAUAAAAAUCUUUUGCAAGCAGCAGGUUGUAGUAAAACUACGAAUACCCCAUACACUGGCCCAGGUCAGCCUUCUGAAUUAUCUGCCAGAGCUAUGCCUGCUACAAGCAGCGGCCAUUGUUCUAUGGAACUGCUAGCCACGUGUCUUUCUCUUUGGCAAAAGUCACCUGCACAAGUGACAGAUGAAAGCACUUCAAAGCUAUCCAUGGAAAACCAGGGUGUUGUGUCCACAACACAUACAACAAUUGCAUCCUCAGAGCCUGUGGAAGAAGGUCCUGGGAAGAGCCUUUGCUCUGUUGAGGGAAAUUCUCACAACAAAAUGACUAGCCCUUCCCAUGUUGUGAACCAGCAUUUUGAGUCUCCCACUGUAAAUACUACAAAGGGAACAGAACCUCAGAUUGCAGUCGUGUCACCCCUAAUUCUUUCACAGGAUAAAACUUUGUCCGUCAAAGGAGCGGCACUGGAAUCCUUACCUGAGCCAGUGUAUCCAAUUAUUAAAGAAGGUAGCAUCUGUAGCUUACAAGAUCAACUAGCACAAAGUUCAGGAGUACCUGCUGCUUUGCAUGUUGAUGUGAAUGGGUCUGGAGCAGGUGCAUCCAGCAGACUUCCCUCACUAGUUCAUAAGGAAAAGCAGAAUGAGUCAGGUAAUGGGAAUUCAGAAGAUACACAUAUUGCUGUUAUGAGCAAAGUUUUCUCACUAGUUCAGAAGGGAAAGCAGAAUGAGCCAGGUAAUGGGAAUUCAGAAGACCCACCCAAGGCUGAUCUAGGAAAGCAGUCUCCUGUGGGUGAUCUGCAAACUUUGUAUAAAUCAGAGCACAGUACUUCAGUGACUUGUGACAUGUUACAGAUUGGAAAUAUUUGUUCUCUUGUUGAAGGUAAUACAGCUUAUGAUUCCCAAAUAGCAAACAUAUUCAAGUCUUCUCCUGUGAAAAACACUGAGGCACAUGAACCUUCUCCAUGCAAUUCAGAAACAAAUAGUGAACAGCAAAAAGGACAUCGUGCCUGUGAAAAGGAAAACUGUGAUUUCCAAAAAGAGCAGUUUAUACAUAGAACAGAUAAUCCUUAUGAAAUAAGCAGCCAGUCAAAGCCACCACAGUCUCAUGAGUCAUUACCUGGUGAGUAUGGUGAAGCAAACAGAAAAGUUGAAGAAAAAUAUAACAUGGAUUGUACCACUCAGAAAGAUGGCCUGGCUGAGGGUAUGUGUCAUUCAUCUCCUCCCAUUCAGCCAAAUACUUGUCCUCAGGAAACCCACACAUCUGGCGAUGUGUGCCAGAUGUGUGCCAGAGAUCCCAUGAUAAAUGAGAGUACCGACCACAAUUCUGUCUUGUGCCUGCAAGACCAACUAUCUGAACUUUUAAAAGAGUUCCCCUAUGGCAUUGAAGCCAUGAGCACACAGAAAGGUUCUGUGGGCCAGCCAAUAACGAUGAAUUCCUCAGACAAUCAAACUGGCAGUAAAGUGGCUUCUGAUCCUGAGGGGUCCACAGACCAAAUACAAAUUACCAUAUUAAGCUCAGAACAGAUGAAAGAGAUAUUUCCCGAAGAAAAAGGUCAACCUUGUGACAUUGACCCGUUAGCAGAACCACAGAAAGAAAAGCCUGUUCCAGAAGCAGAGGACCAAUGUGCCUCAUCUACACCCAUGGGAGAAAAAAGCUUUGAUCAUAUCACUGACAAGUUAGAAGAAGAUGAAGUACAUUGCUGUGCCUUGGGCUGGCUCUCUGUACUUUAUGAAGGAGUACCCCAUUGUCAAUGUAAAGCCACUAAGAGCUCCACUAGACUGAAAGAUGAGGACAAAGGGCAGUGUUUGCCUUUGAAAAUCAGCACCGGUAAAGGGGAGGGGACCCCUGAUGAAGACGUCACUAUUGUUGAAUGUAUUAGUAUCUCAAAUAAGUCAAAGACUCCACUGAUUCCGCUGGCCCAGAAAAGUUUUGUUCUUGAAGUACCUGGCACUGGGAGAGAGACUACAUCCAGAACAAAACAGAACAGCCCACAGAGGGUAGCAAAAGAACUACCUGAUCAGGUUUCCUCCAGGUGUGAUAGUGACAGUCAAAAACAUAUGUCCAAAAAAAAUCAGGACAGCUCAAUAAAGGUGAGACGAGAAGGUACUAGUCCCUCUUCAUCUAAAGAUGGCAAGUUAGAUUCCUUGCAAAGUCAUAAAAGAAAAAGAAAAUGGAAAUUCCACGAGAGCUCUGUUAACGCCCACAGUAAAGUGGUGACAUGUAGUGGGCCAGCUUCACCUGAAAAGCUGCAGAAGAACCACACACAAGCUUUACAGCCACUACAAACCGCUCCCAAUGGGAGAGAUCCACAGAGGGUGAACAGUUCUUUGAUACAGUCCACAGCACCAAAAAAGCUGAAAUUCCGUGCUGGUGGCUCAAAACUAAUAUAUCUGGAAAAAAGGACAUUAGAGCCAGAAACCACAUUGGAUUUGGAAACAAAGAAGAAAAAAACGAAUCAUCAGGAACAAUCACAAAAUGCAGGAAGUGCGCCAAAAUUAGAUACUGUUUUGCCAAGCCAGAAGGAAGAAGCCAGCGUGAAAGACAAGGUGGAAUCCAAUCCACUGUCAGCGUGUAAAAGUAAAGUAAUCACACUGCAGGAGUAUCUGCAAAGGCAGAAGCAGAAGCAAGAGGAUAAAGCUUCCAAAAAGAUCUGUGUGGAAAGUGUGCUGUCUAUGGAUCCUCACUCUUCAAGGUCCACUAAAUGCUCAGCACAAGAGGAAAGCAGCAGGAAGAGUCCUAGUGCCGGUCUCUCUAAAGAGCCAUCCAGUAUUUUCACAAGCCAGGAUAGAAACCUCAAGAUCCACUGUCCUAAGGACCUGAAGCCACACAGCUCAAGAAAUGGUAAGGAAAAGGUUGCUAGGAAGGAAUCUGACAAAGCAUGUCUUGGUAAAAGCAAACUGGAGAAAGCCUUGAGCAAUGUAAGUAAGGAAGCAGAGGCCAACCAGAAGAAUCUGCAAGGAAAGGAUCAGAGGAAAACCUAUCUGAACCGUGUAGCAUUUAAAUGCACAGAGCGAGAAAGCAUUUGCCUCUCCAAAUUGGACAGUGUGCCACAGAUGCACCCCAAAGACAAACAGAAUCGGGAACCUAAGCCAAAGACUCCCUUUCCUGAAAGACCCAGCAUGUUGGAGUUUAAAUUCUGCCCAGAUGUGCUAUUAAAGAAUACUACCUCUUCUGAGGAGUGCAAAGACUUGAAGGACUGUCCUAGGAAAGAGCAGCUCCCUGUGCAAGGAAUAAAAAGUACAAAAGAAGACUGGUUAAAACGUGGAAUGACAAGGAAAAGGAUGGAGGAAAGCAAUCAAGAGAUAGACAAUGCUAAGUCAAAAAUGUGCAAGAGAAGCUUCAGUGCAGAUGGAUGUGAGACGCGGGAAAACCCAGCAAAAGACUCAUCAAAGGCAGUAUUUCAGACCUACAAGCAGAUGUACUUGGAAAAGCGAAGCAGGAGCCUCGGGGAUAGUCCUGUGAAAUGACCUCCACUCACGUUCUGCAUUGCUUGACAUUUUGUGUUUGGAAUCUUUGUUGGACAGUAAUUCAGGAUGGCCAAGAUCAAGAAAUCUCCACAGACUUCAAUGAACACUUAGUCCAUGUGCUUUUUUGAGAGUUGCUGUAGGAAAAUGGCACAACUAUGAACAAACACAAAAAGAUACUUGCAAGGCAAGCCAUAAGGUUUUUGGCCUCCACAUUGCUGAGCUAUGUGCAGCCAUUGUUUAACUCUUCAUGAAGAUGGUUCAGUUGUUCCUGAAUGCUGUCAGGUCUGUGAACAUUUUUGGCCUUUGAGAACUUGUUUGUUUAACUAGGACUAUAAAUGUAUUUUUGUUAAUAAGCUACAUUAGCAAAACUUAUUUUUCUGCAGUAUCCACUGUGAAUGUCGGAGUAUGUAUAUUGAGUAUUUUAUGCCUAAUUGUAGAGGGGUUUUAUUUUUUGUUUUGUUUGUUUUUGGUUCCAGAAGUCUUGUUUUUAUACUUGGUCAACUCAAUUUUUUGAUAAAAAUUUGUAUAAAAAUUGCCUUGACAUUACUUUUCAUACUUGAAAAUAAACAUUUAUUUUUUGACAAAUUACA
Messenger RNA from Perognathus longimembris pacificus (Pacific pocket mouse), 5647 nucleotides. RefSeq names its product retroelement silencing factor 1 (gene Resf1). The record is from RefSeq and is a predicted model, not a curated record. Bases 372 to 5057 code for a protein of 1561 amino acids. Gene Ontology annotation, molecular function: histone methyltransferase binding. NCBI's taxonomy places the organism in Eukaryota, Metazoa, Chordata, Mammalia, Rodentia, Heteromyidae. The transcript has 5 exons. Gene Ontology annotation, cellular component: nucleus.